AUAUGGUCCACUAUGAUUACCCAAAAGUAUUCCGUCUUAGUUGGAUUUGGGAAUCUAAAGCCUGCAUCGUUGAACGUGGCUGCCACCGCAGCAUCCACAAAAAGCCCAACCGCUAAACCACAGCCAUAACUAUAUAUCGAACAGGUAGUGGGCAUCUCGGAGCGGGCGAGUGAGGCCGGACAUGGCGGUGCGCAGCGAGCUCCUGCUCUUGUGUUCCGUGAUGAUCGCGUUGGUUCUGGUGGAGGGGGCGGAGGGGGGGAGACGGCCGCGGGCGGGGCUGGCGGGGCAGCUGCUGCGAUCGCACAACGCGGCGCGGGCCGCGGUGGGGCUGCCGCCGCUGGCCUGGGACGCGCGGCUGGCGCGGUACGCCGAGUCGUACGGCGGGAGGCGGCGGAGGGACUGCGCGCUGGCCCAUUCCGGGGGGCCGUACGGGGAGAACAUCUUCUGGGGGAGCGGGGCGCGGUGGCGGCCGGCCCAGGCGGCGGCGGCCUGGGUCGGGGAGCGCCGCUGGUACCACUACCGCUCCAACUCCUGCUCCGCCCCCGAGUGCGGCCACUACACCCAGAUAGUGUGGCGGAGCACCCGGCGGUUGGGCUGCGCCAUGGUGAGCUGCUCAGGGAGGAAGGGUGUGCUCGUGGUCUGUGAGUACGACCCCCCCGGCAACUACAUCGGUGAAAGGCCUUAUUGAUCCCCCUCCCCCCCCCCCCCCCCCCAUCGCCAUUGAUUUGACCUCCGUGUACAUUGCUCAUUCGAUGAUCGAUGGAAUUGCUUGAUCCUUCAUUCGUUAUUUUAAAUUUUUUUUACAAUUAUAAAUCGUGCUCGAUCGAUCCUUCAUUCAUUAUUAGAAUCUUUUAUGAGAUUCAUCCUCUUACAUUUCUGCAAUCACUAUUAUCCAAUCAAAAGCUUGAAGGCGACUUCAGUAGGAACACAAUCCGAUAUAUGUAUGGGUAAGCAGUUUGAAGGCUCCACUGUGGUUGGGGGGGACUGUGGGACGACACUCACAUGGUGUAUGACAUAGGAGAGAGGGAGGGUCAGAUGGAGUUGCAGUGACAUGGGGACAGGCAUAAUGUGCACCAUUAAUUCCUUUGACUUUACAGGUGGGAUCGAAGGCAGGGCAUGCAACGCAGAAAAAUACUAGUGGCGUUGGGGUCCCGACCACAUGGGCCUUCUUUUGGAAUUUAUCUCAUGGCAAGCUCGUAAUUUUUUAUAUGUAUAUAUAUAUAUAGCGAUUUUUUGAAAAAUAUUAUUUUUAUUUUGUUUUCCAAGAAAUAUUCUCUAUUUCUAGAAUUUUCAAACAAUGUCACAU
Musa acuminata AAA Group (dessert banana) is the source of this 1306-nucleotide messenger RNA. RefSeq names its product pathogenesis-related protein PR-1-like. The record is from RefSeq and is a predicted model, not a curated record. The coding region runs from base 182 to 688 and encodes 168 amino acids. Gene Ontology annotation, cellular component: extracellular region. Lineage: Eukaryota; Viridiplantae; Streptophyta; Magnoliopsida; Zingiberales; Musaceae. The transcript has a single exon.